Messenger RNA from Paramecium primaurelia, 231 nucleotides. The record is from the annotation of a GenBank genome assembly. NCBI's taxonomy places the organism in Eukaryota, Ciliophora, Oligohymenophorea, Peniculida, Parameciidae.
AUGAUGGAAUACUAAUAGGGUUCAUUAUUGGAGAUAAUAAUCGAAUAUUUGAUAUUUGUAUUGAUGAUUAAGUAAUGGAGGAAAAUUAUUAGACAAGAAAACUUAUUAUAACAUAGACGAUUACACUUAAAAUAGACUAUUAUAAAGAAGGAGAUAUUUGAUUUAAUUAUCAGCUAGUAACAGAUGUAUUCAAUAUUUAUUAGGUAAGAAUCAAAAUGUGAAAACAAUUGA